AUGAUGAACAGCUGGUGCUCGUCGAUUGUGUGUGUUAUGGUGAUAUAUUUUGUGGUCAAGAUUAUGGUUAUAAGGCUGUGGUGGAGACCAAGAAAGAUAGAACAACAUUUUAGUAAACAAGGAAUAAGAGGUCCCCCAUAUCACUUCUUCAUAGGCAAUGCAAAGGAAAUUGGAAGCCUUAUGUUCGAGGCCUCUUCCAUGUCUUUCCCUCCUUUCUCUCACAAUAUUCUCCCAAGAGUUCUCUCUUUCUACCACCACUGGAAGAAAAUAUACGGACCAACAUUCCUGGUGUGGUUUGGUUCGACAGUUCGGCUGACAGUAGCUGAUCCAGAAUUUAUUAGAGAAAUAUUCUGCUCAAAGUCGGAACUUUAUGAAAAAAUAGAGGCUCACCCUCUUAUGAAACAGGUUGAAGGUGAAGGCUUGCUAAGCCUCAAUGGCGAUAAAUGGGCUCACCACAGAAAAAUCAUCGCGCCCACUUUCUAUAUGGAUAAUCUCAAGCUCCUGAUACCGGCAGUGUCAAGUAGUGUGAUGGAAAUGUUGGAUAAUUGGCUACCAGCAUCGUCCAAGUCUGCUGAGGUGGAAAUAGAAGUAUCAAAGCAGUAUCAGACAUUGAACGAAAAGAUAGUCACCAGAAGCAUAUUUGGCUCGAGUCAUAAAGAGGGCACAGCCAUUUUUAAACUACAAGCUCAGCAGACAGCAUUAGCAUCCCAAGCUUUUCAAAAAGUGUUCAUUCCUGGCUACAGAUUUCUACCGACAAGGAGAAACUUGAAGUCUUGGAAAUUGGAGAAAGAAAUCAAGAAGUCUCUAGUGGAAGUUAUUGAAUCAAGGAGAGUGAAUUGGGAGGAUGAAAUGCUAAAAAAUGGCCCCAAGGAUUUGCUAGGCCUCAUGAUUCAGGCCAGCAUCAAAGAGGAGAAGGAAUCCUAUGACAGUCCUAUAACAGUCCAUGAUAUUGUGGAGGAGUGCAAGAGCUUUUUCUUUGCUGGCGAGCAAACCACCUCCAAUUUGCUGACGUGGACCACUGUUCUGCUAGCAAUGCACCCCCAGUGGCAGGUGAUGGCACGUGACGAGGUCCUCGAGGUGUGCGGAUCACAUGAUCCCCCCACCAAAGAUAAUGUGUCAAAGCUUAAAAUGCUCAACAUGAUUCUGAAUGAGACUUUACGACUUUACCCUCCAGUGGUGGCAACCAUCCGACGACCCAAAGUUGACUUGGAGCUCGGAAGCUGUAAGGUCCCACAUGGGACAGAACUAUUGAUACCGAUCUUAGCAGUUCAUCAUGAUCAAGCAAUAUGGGGUAACGAUGCAAAUGAGUUCAACCCUGGUCGAUUUUUGGAUGGGGUAUCCCGAGCCGCUAAUCACCCUGUUGCAUUCAUGCCAUUUAGCAUUGGGGUCAGAACAUGUAUCGGUCAAAACCUAGCAAUCCUACAAGCUAAGCUGACCCUCGCAAUAAUCCUACAAAAAUUCACAUUUAGGUUGUCCCCACAAUAUAAACACGCACCAACGGUGUUGAUGUUGCUAUAUCCUCAAUACGGGGCACCGAUCAUCUUCCAACGUUUGUCACAGUCCGGGAUUACUCAUUAUCAGUAAUCAUAAAAAUCUUGAUACCUACUUGUGCAUCUAUGCUAUGCUUUCUUUUGAUGUAAAUUGUAUAAUUGUAUAUAUGAAUUGCAAUUUAGGGGAGAAAUAGUACUACAUAUUUUCUUUACAAGCCAAAAGCCAGGUAUAUAUUGAAGUUAGGAUUCAACU
Molecule: messenger RNA, 1743 nt
Organism: Daucus carota subsp. sativus
Lineage: Eukaryota; Viridiplantae; Streptophyta; Magnoliopsida; Apiales; Apiaceae
Product: cytochrome P450 734A1
Exons: 5
Coding region: 1-1584 (527 amino acids)
Biological process (GO): brassinosteroid metabolic process; brassinosteroid homeostasis
Molecular function (GO): monooxygenase activity; oxidoreductase activity, acting on paired donors, with incorporation or reduction of molecular oxygen; heme binding
Source: RefSeq, a predicted model, not a curated record